Messenger RNA from Aedes aegypti (yellow fever mosquito), 1323 nucleotides. RefSeq names its product MAPK/MAK/MRK overlapping kinase. The coding region runs from base 43 to 1302 and encodes 419 amino acids. Gene Ontology annotation, cellular component: nucleus; cytoplasm. Gene Ontology annotation, biological process: protein phosphorylation; intracellular signal transduction. NCBI's taxonomy places the organism in Eukaryota, Metazoa, Arthropoda, Insecta, Diptera, Culicidae. The transcript is spliced from 5 exons. Gene Ontology annotation, molecular function: protein serine/threonine kinase activity; ATP binding. The record is from RefSeq and is a predicted model, not a curated record.
GUGACAGUUGUCGAGGUCCAAAUGUAGGCACCGCUGUUUAAAAUGCCUGAAUUUGAACUUGUUGACUACAAGGUCUUGGAUAAAAUCGGAGAAGGUUCCUUUUCCGAAGUAUAUCGCAUCAAGCACAAACGAACGGGAUUUUUCUACGCCGCCAAAAAGCUCAACAAAGUCUUCGUAGAUUCGGCGGAAGCUUUGCAAUGUUCCGAAAUCCAGGUGAUGAAGGUCCUUGACUAUCACCCGAACGUGGUCAGCUUUGUCGAUAUUUUACAUGACGAGCUGAACGGAAGUUUAACUCUAAUAAUGGAACUGAUGGACAUGAGCAUGUACGACUACAUUAAAAACCGGAAACGGUGCCUAUCUGAGAAGCGGGUCAAGCGAUUCCUUUUCCAAAUCGUUUCUGGACUGCACCACCUCCAUCGCAAUGGGAUCUUCCACAGGGACAUCAAACCGGAGAAUAUCUUGAUUAAAAUCCCACACAAACUGAAGGAAAGCGAGCUGGUGCAAUUGGCCGAUUUUGGGUCAAUCUGUAGCGUUCAUCAGCAUCCUCCUUACUCGGCUUACAUUUCCACACGGUGGUACCGUUCGCCGGAGUGUUUGCUCACAUCUGGCUAUUAUGGACCGAAAAUGGACAUAUGGGCCAUCGGGUGUUGCUUCUACGAAAUGCUUACCCUUAAUCCGUUGUUCCCCGGUGAAAACGAACUGGACCAGCUUCACCUAAUCCACGAGGUUGUGGGCUCUCCGUCGGCGGCGGUCUUGGCCAAAUUCAGGCAUUUGAACGAGCUGAACUACGAAUUUCCCAAACGAAAACCGACCGGAUUCCGAGUGCUGAUUCCGCUGCUCAGCCAUUACGGGGUGGACGUUUUGAACCGCACGUUGGCGUACGUUCCGGAGGCCAGGAUAAGUACCGCAAAAUUGCUGCAGCACGUGUACUUUGAGGAUAUCUGCAAAAGCAAGAAAUCUUCUCGGUUAUCAUAUUCUAUGCAGUGUCUCGACAACGUGGGCGAUGGUCCCGGCAAGAAAGGCAGUCCGCAACGGAAGAGCACCAAAAGUUCUAUCGGCAGUACCGAAUCCCUGAACCGUUCCCUCCGAAGUAAGGCGAGCAGCGUGAACACCACAAUUACAACGAGUGGGCGAAUCAACUGCAGUUCCAGCAGCAACAGUGCCACCAGCAGCUACCAACAACGAAAUCUUGCCGCCGAAAUGAUCAAGAACAAAAAUCUCGAACGCAUGUGGGGCAUGAAUCCGAGUCCGGGCAAAACGCGACUGGGACAACAGCUUACGACACGUGCUAAGGUCCCCUAGUUGGGGGCUUCCAAUCCCAAA